Adineta steineri is the source of this 303-nucleotide messenger RNA. The record is from the annotation of a GenBank genome assembly. Lineage: Eukaryota; Metazoa; Rotifera; Eurotatoria; Adinetida; Adinetidae.
AUGAUUCUUCAGAAUCUUUUUUAUCAAUCAUUAUCAGCAACCGAAGGUUCAUUAUCAGCUGAUUAUGGUCGUAUAUCAAAUAUGCCUGAUGAUUCCAUUUUUGUAACAGCUGCUUCAACUCUUACUGAUUGUAUUCGUCAAUGUGUUGAUUUUGAACGAGAUUUAGAUAUAUAUGUAUUUGAUCAAUGUUUUGCUUAUAAUUAUCAAAUUGAUCAAUAUACAUGUGAACUUAUACAUUCUGUUAAACAAAUGAAUUAUACAGUUGGUUUUCAAACACGAUGGAUAACUGGUCUUAAAUAUUGA